Sesamum indicum (sesame) is the source of this 1215-nucleotide messenger RNA. RefSeq names its product putative aldo-keto reductase 2. Lineage: Eukaryota; Viridiplantae; Streptophyta; Magnoliopsida; Lamiales; Pedaliaceae. Gene Ontology annotation, cellular component: cytoplasm. The record is from RefSeq and is a predicted model, not a curated record.
ACGAAAACGAUCUUCAAAGUAAGAGAGGGAGAAGUAAUGGCGACAAGAGUGGGGCGGAUGAGGUUGGGGUCCGAGGGCUUGGAAGUUUCGACUCAGGGACUCGGCUGUAUGAGCAUGUCCUCCUUCUACGGGUCGCCGAAGCCCGAGGCUGAGAUGAUAGACGUCAUCCGUCGUGCUGUCAAUUCCGGCGUCACCUUCCUCGACACCUCUGACGUUUACGGCCCCCACACUAAUGAGAUACUCAUCGGCAAGGCUCUGAAAGGAGGAAUGAGAGAGAAAGUGGAAUUGGCCACAAAAUGCGGAGUGAAUUAUGAGAACGGGAAGAUGAACAUCGUCGGCGAUCCCGCCUACAUACGAGCCUGUUGCGAGGGCAGUUUGAAGAGACUCGACGUCGACUACAUUGAUCUCUAUUACCUCCAUCGCAUCGACACAACGCUUCCUAUUGAAGUCUCGAUGGGAGAACUGAAAAAGCUGGUGGAAGAAGGAAAAAUAAAGUACAUUGGUCUAUCUGAGGCCUCAGCUUCGACGAUCAGAAGAGCGCAUGCUGUCCAUCCAAUAACAGCAGUACAAUUAGAGUGGUCUAUGUGGAUUCGAGACGCAGAGGAAGAAGUAAUUCCUACUUGCAGAGAACUUGGGAUUGGAAUUGUAGUGUACAGUCCUCUUGCAAGGGGAUUCCUCUCGUCGGGUGCAAAAGUGGUCGACUACAUGUCUGAUACUGAUUUUCGAAAGUCUGUCCCAAUGUUUCAACCCGAGAAUUUGGAGCAUAACCACGAGUUGUUUGAGCGGGUCAAAGAUAUGGCGACCCGCAAGGGAUGCACGGCGUCACAGCUGGCUUUGGCGUGGGUCCAUCAUCAGGGAAACGAUGUGUGUCCCAUACCGGGUACGACUCGAAUCCACAAUCUCGAGCAGAACAUCGGGGCUUUAGCCGUGAUGCUGACGGUGGAAGAGAUGGCUGAGCUUGAUGAGAUUGCUUCGUUGGUGAAGGGUGAUCGGUAUGGGCCUGAAAUGGCCACAUGGCGGCAUGAGGAAACUCCGUCCUUGUCUUCUUGGAAGGUUAUUAAUACUGCAUGAAAAAAAGAUUUUUUUUUGGAAAAAUAAUUUACCAUGCGCUGUGCGUAUGGACUAAAAUUUGAUGUGUUUCAUUGAAAUUAUGGAAUAUUUCUUUUGAUUUUAGUUUAUUGAAAACUCGAAUAAAGGGUUCUCUGGAACAUAAGU